Messenger RNA from Sungouiella intermedia, 1383 nucleotides. Lineage: Eukaryota; Fungi; Ascomycota; Pichiomycetes; Serinales; Metschnikowiaceae. The record is from the annotation of a GenBank genome assembly.
AUGGCAGCUACCGAGGAAACACCACUCGUUGAGCCAGUCAAGAAGGGCUACUUGCCGAAAGACAAAAUCGAAUGGGACUUUGGAGGCCCUAUUGGUGCCUUUGGCAUGAUGACCGGAUUCCCAUUGCUCAUGAUUUAUAUGUGGAUUUCAGCCCAAUUCUACAACGGAAAGCCGGCUUGGCCCGUGGAAGACCAAACUUGGUCCAGCUUUGCCGAGCAGUUGUGGAUUUACUUCAGAGACUACGGUAUUCCAUCUCCUACCGUGGUUGCUGUUUUUGUCACUUUUAUGGUUGUGCAAGCAAUCUUCUACUUGACUUUACCUGGCGUUUGGACUAAGGGCCAGCCUUUAACCCACUUGGGCGGUAAGCAGUUGCCAUAUUACUGUAACGCUGUGUCGGCCUUUUACUUGACCAACGUAAUCUUGUUGGGCUUGCACUUUGCUGGCUAUAAGAUGUACUUUAUCAUUGAGCACUUUGGCGAGGUGAUGGUAACAGCCAUCAUCAGUGGCCUCCUGUUAUCUGUGAUCUUGUAUGUGUACUGUCUUCUCGUAUCCAAGGAUUACCACCGUAUGACCGGAAACCACAUUUAUGACUGUUUCAUGGGUGCUCCUUUGAACCCAAGAAUCGGCAAGUACUUGGACCUUAAGAUGUUCUUCGAGGUCAGACUUCCAUGGUACACCUUGCACUUUUUGUCCUUGGCUACUGCCCUCAUGCAGCAUGACAAGUACGGCAAGGUCUCUCCUCAAGUUUGGUUUGUCGUCUACGCUCAUUUCUUGUAUGCCAACGCAUGUUCUAAGGGUGAGGAGCUUAUCGUCCCAACAUGGGACAUGGCCUACGAGAAGUUUGGCUUCAUGUUGCUUUUCUGGAAUAUCGCCGGUGUUCCUUACACAUACUGCCACUGCACUUUGUUCUUGGCCUAUCACGACCCAUCCGAGUACGCUUGGUCUCCAUGGUAUAACGCUUUGUUGUUCAUUGUGUUGACCAUUGCUUACUACUUCUUCGACACCGGAAACAGACAAAAGAACUCCUUCAGAAGAAUCAUGGCCGGUAACACCAACAUCAGAAAGACCUUCCCAUACUUGCCAUACAGUGAUCUCGUCAACCCAUCGUACAUUGAGUGCGAGAACGGUUCUUUGCUUUUGACGGAUGGAUGGUACAAGUACGCACGUAAGGCUCACUACACUGCCGACUGGAUCCAGUCUGUGACAUGGGGAGCCAUUUGUGGCUUUGCAUCGCCAUUUCCAUGGUUCUUCUGUGUUUUCUUCUUCAUUGUGUUGAUACACAGAAACGCCAGAGACCAGAGAAAGUGUGCUCGUAAGUACGGAAAGGACUGGGACCGUUAUCUCGAGGCCUGCCCAUACGUAUUCAUCCCAUACGUUUAUUAA